This is a messenger RNA of Ostertagia ostertagi, 567 nucleotides long. The record is from the annotation of a GenBank genome assembly. Lineage: Eukaryota; Metazoa; Nematoda; Chromadorea; Rhabditida; Trichostrongylidae.
AUGGGAAAGAUCCUACAGACCCAUCCGAAGGCUGUUCAAGCUCAUAAAGAUAUAGUGCUAAGGUGUCUGGACGAUAAAGAUGAGAGUAUACGAAUAAGGUCUUUGGAUCUUCUCUACGGAAUGGUGUCAAAGAAAAACAUCAUGGAAAUCGUAAAGAAACUUAUGGAGCAUGUGGAGUCUGCAGAAGGAUCUCAUUACAGGUACAUCUCCGUGUUGGUGGAACUGACGAAAGUGGAGGCUGAUAACGAAACAUGGGGCGAAAAUCGCUUGAAGCAAUGGGGACAACUUCAUCGGUUGCUCAAUUGGAUAGCGUUGAAAAUGCACAUCUUACUGGCAGGGAGUGCUCAGCAGCGAAGUAAUAUUUGUGAGGUGUUGCUGGCAGCCGCCUGGAUUUGCGGGGAAUAUAGCCAUACACUACUCUCCAAAGCAGAAAAGGAAGAUGACUGGGAUGCUAUUGAGUCACUGGAUAAUCUGAUGUUGUCGAAAUUGGCCGACUUUGAGCUGGCGGAGCACCUGGAGGCACAGGAAAGGGUGAGAAUUGUGCUUGAUUGUGUCCGUGUGAAAUAG